CUGAUCACCCGCCACUCUUAUGCUCUCUAGUGGCCUCCAUUUCGUUUCAAUCCCAAAGAAAAAGAAGAAUCAGAGAGCUCAGAAAACGCAUUGUGCAGAAACAGAAUCGUAUCCCUUUUGUCUCUGAGUGUUCGAAGGAGCAAGAAAGGCCGUUCCUUUGAGAAGCCCAGAAGGCUAUGAGUCCAAGAGAUUUAAUGGGGUUUCUACCCAGUGGAAAAUUUGUUGUGUUAUUGUUUUUUUGUUCCUGGUUUUUUGCUGUCUCGGCUUCUGUGACUUACGAUCACAAAGCUCUUAUUAUUGAUGGUAACAGAAGGAUUCUGAUCUCUGGGUCCAUUCACUACCCAAGAAGCACACCUGAGAUGUGGCCUGACCUGAUACAGAAGGCCAAAGACGGAGGCUUAGAUGUUAUACAGACCUAUGUGUUUUGGAAUGGCCACGAGCCGUCUCCUGGAAAAUAUUUUUUCGAGGAUAGGUUCGACUUAGUAAAGUUCAUCAAGCUGGUUCAGCAAGCUGGCCUUUACGUUCAUCUCCGCAUUGGUCCCUACGUGUGUGCGGAAUGGAACUUUGGGGGAUUUCCUGUUUGGCUCAAGUUUGUGCCGGGUAUUAGCUUCAGAACUGAUAAUGAGCCUUUCAAGGCCGCAAUGCAAAAGUUUACUGGGAAGAUUGUUAGCAUGAUGAAGGAAGAGAAGUUGUUUCAAGCUCAGGGAGGUCCAAUAAUCCUGUCUCAGAUAGAAAACGAGUUUGGACCUAUUGAGGGGAAACUUGGGUCUGCUGGAAAAGCUUACUCGCAAUGGGCGGCUAAAAUGGCUGUAGGUCUUGACACUGAGGCUCCUUGGGUUAUGUGUAAGCAACCAGAUGCUCCUGAUCCUGUGAUUGACACGUGUAAUGGGUACUACUGUGAUAACUUCAGAGCCAACACGAAGUACAAGCCCAAAAUGUGGACAGAGAACUGGAGUGGAUGGUAUACUGAGUUUGGUGGUGCAGUCCCACGUAGACCAGUGGAAGACCAGGCAUUCUCAGUUGCAAGAUUCAUACAGAAUGGUGGUUCAUUUGUUAAUUACUAUAUGUAUCAUGGAGGAACAAACUUUGGCCGAACAUCUAGUGGCCUCUUCAUUACCACAAGCUAUGACUAUGAUGCUCCUAUUGAUGAAUAUGGACUUCUGAAUGAACCAAAAUGGGGUCAUUUGAGAGAUUUGCAUAAAGCAAUAAAGCUAUGUGAGCCAGCUUUAGUGUCUGCAGAUCCUACUGUGACAAGACUUGGAAUGAACCUGGAGGCUCAUGUGUUCAAGACAGAGUCUGGUGCUUGUGCUGCAUUUCUUGCAAAUUAUGACACCAAGUCUGCUUCAAAAGCUACAUUUGGAAAUGGCCAAUAUGACUUGCCACCUUGGUCUAUCAGCAUUCUCCCUGACUGCAAAACUGAAGUUUUCAACACUGCAAGGGUUGGUUCCCAGAGCUCUGGGAGGGAGAUGACACCCGUAGAUGGUGAAUUCACUUGGCAGUCAUACAUUGAAGAACCUGCAUCAUCCAGUGAAGAUGAUUCCUUUACAGAAUAUGCACUCUGGGAGCAGGUUAAUGUCACCUGGGAUUCCUCAGAUUAUUUGUGGUACAUGACAGAUGUCAAUAUUGAUCCUGAUGAAGCUUUUAUAAAGAGUGGGGAAUCUCCCUUUCUCACCGUAAUGUCAGCAGGCCAUGCUCUACAUGUUUUCAUUAAUGGUCAACUUUCAGGGAUUGUGUAUGGGAGUUUAAAGAAUCCUAAAUUAACUUUUAGUGACAGUGUGAAGCUGAGUGUUGGCAAUAACAAGAUCUCUUUACUUAGUGUUGCCGUUGGUCUCCCGAAUGUUGGCUUGCACUUCGAGACAUGGAAUGCUGGGGUGUUAGGCCCAGUCACACUGGCGGGUCUAAAUGAGGGGACGAGGGAUUUAUCUCGACAAAAAUGGUCUUACAAGGUUGGUCUGAAAGGCGAAGCCUUAAGCCUUUAUACUGAAAGUGGGAGUUCUUCUGUUGAAUGGGCAAAGGGAUCCUUGUUGGCUAAGAAACAACCUUUGACAUGGUACAAGACAACCUUUAGCACACCGGCAGGCAACGAUCCGUUGGCUUUUGAUAUGAGUAGCAUGGGAAAGGGUCAAGUCUGGGUGAAUGGUCAGAGCAUUGGGCGCCAUUGGGCUGGAUAUAUAGCACAUGGCAGGUGUAAUGAUUGUGAUUAUGCCGGAAACUACACUGAAUACAAAUGUCAGACAAAUUGUGGAGAACCCUCUCAGAGAUGGUAUCAUGUUCCUCGAUCAUGGCUGAACCCAAGUGAUAACUUUUUGGUUGUGCUUGAAGAAUGGGGAGGUGACCCUACUGGAAUUUCUUUGGUGAAAAGAUCCACAAAAACUGUUUGUGCUGAUAUUUCUGAAGGGCAACCAACGCUAAAGCAUUGGCACAUGUUAAAAUCUGGAAAAAUUCAUACCCCUAAAGCUCAUUUACGGUGUUCACCUGGGCAAAAGAUCUCCCAGAUUAAAUUUGCUAGCUAUGGACAGCCACAGGGUGUGUGUGGAAACUUUCUAGAGGGGAGCUGUCAUGCCACCAGGUCAUAUGAUGCUGCUAAAAGGAACUGCAUUGGCAAGCAAUCUUGCUUCGUAACUGUUGCUCCUGAAGUUUUUGGAGGAGACCCAUGUCCGGGAAAUGCAAAGAAGUUCUCAAUUGAGGCCUUGUGCAGCUCAUCCUCCAAUGCACCAUUUUAGCAGUAAAAGAGAGAGCUUUGAAGUCCAAUACAAUAAUACUCCAUGGCUUCUAUUACUUGAUACAUAUACACGCACCACCUGACCAAAGGCACCUACAUAAGGCAAAUUUGGUUGUAAAGAUGCUCUGUGCACAGGCACAGGCAAUAUAUUUAUUCUGCUUAAUUAAAUAUAUUUCUCCAUAUGCUACUUGGCUUGUAACAAUAAAGAACUCUGCUUUACACAUUGCUGUGAUUGCUAUGUAACAUGCAGAAUUGUUAUGUAUGAACAUUUUGAAAUGAAAGUAAUGAAGUGUUGCUUCCUUUCAA
This is a messenger RNA of Prosopis cineraria, 3028 nucleotides long. Its product is annotated as beta-galactosidase. Gene Ontology annotation, cellular component: cell wall; vacuole. The record is from RefSeq and is a predicted model, not a curated record. Gene Ontology annotation, molecular function: carbohydrate binding; beta-galactosidase activity. The coding region runs from base 177 to 2723 and encodes 848 amino acids. Lineage: Eukaryota; Viridiplantae; Streptophyta; Magnoliopsida; Fabales; Fabaceae. The transcript is spliced from 19 exons. Gene Ontology annotation, biological process: carbohydrate metabolic process.